This is a messenger RNA of Episyrphus balteatus (marmalade hoverfly), 4875 nucleotides long. RefSeq names its product protein phosphatase Slingshot (gene ssh). The transcript has 8 exons. NCBI's taxonomy places the organism in Eukaryota, Metazoa, Arthropoda, Insecta, Diptera, Syrphidae. The record is from RefSeq and is a predicted model, not a curated record. Gene Ontology annotation, molecular function: actin binding; protein tyrosine/serine/threonine phosphatase activity. Gene Ontology annotation, biological process: protein dephosphorylation; actin cytoskeleton organization; negative regulation of actin filament polymerization. Gene Ontology annotation, cellular component: cytoplasm. Bases 280 to 4368 code for a protein of 1362 amino acids.
AAAAAUCAAAUAUGGCGUCACAUUAAAAAUGUCUUCUUCUGUCUUCUUGUAGAAUUUUGUUAUAUUUGAUUCUCUGUAGAUUUAUUAUAAAUACCAUUUACUUUAAUUUAUUAUUAAAAAAACGACGGUGUGUUUGUGUGUGCAUUUUAUUUACAACAAAAAUCAAUAUCAAUAUAAAUAAUAUUCGAAGAAAAACAACACAAAAAGAAAAAAAAAAUAACCAAAAAAAAUGAUAAAGUUCAUAAGUUAAAUACAAAAAUCGCGAAUGCAAUUGCAAGAAUGGCAUUGGUGACAGUGCAAAGAUCGCCAAGUAGUGUUACUGGUUCUCCACAAUGUUCCAAUUCGGACGGCGAGGCUGACGAAGAUGAUGUUGAUGGUGGCAAAUAUGAAAGAAGUGAGUGCUUCUUUGCUGGUAAAGGCACAGCAUUGGUGUUGGCCCUCAAAGAUAUUCCUCAAUAUGCCGAACGUCGGCUGAGUACCGAUUCAACAAGAUCCACCAAUAGUACCCAAAGCAAUAAUUCAGAUAUUCAACAGCAUUUGCAGUCCAUGUUCAACUUGCUAAGACAUGAAGAGACUCUUAAAAUGGCUGUUAAACUUGAAUCCCAGCGACCCAAUCGUACGCGAUAUCUGGUAAUUGCAUCACGUUGUUGUUUGCGCAACGGUUCAGAGAAAAGAUCUCGAACAACAUCUCGAUGUCAAUCGAAAUGUGGCAAACAACAGAUAAACGAUGCUAAAACUCAUGAACACCACCUUAACUCACAACAUCAGAAUCAGGGUAGCAAUGAAAAUAAACAACACCAACAGCAGCAGCAGCAGCAACAGGAGAUGAAUCCUCCGUCAGAUGCAGAUAUUCUCUCGGAUAAACGGCGAGCUGCAAUGAGCAAUCAAUUGCUCUCCACAAAUCGCUGUUCAAAAUCCGAUUCGGAUAAAUAUGAAUCUUGUGCGGAAAACAUUGAAGAAUCUUGUUUACUAGGCAUAGACUGCAAUGAGAACACCACAAUUGGUCUGGUUGUUCCAAUACUCGCCGAUACAACCAUUCAUUUAGAUGGUGACGGGGGAUUUAGUGUAAGUGUUUUUGGUAAAACACAUAUUUUUAAACCAGUUUCUGUUCAAGCAAUGUGGUCGGCUUUACAAACGCUUCAUAAAGUAUCUCAAAAGGCUCGUGAAAAUAAUUUUUAUCCGGGUGGACCAUCGCAUGAUUGGUUAUCAAAUUAUGAGCGUCGUGUUGAGUCCGAGCAAUCUUGUUUAAAUGAGUGGAAUGCCAUGGAUUCUAUAGAAAGUAGACGUCCUCCUUCGCCUGAUGCCAUAAGAAAUAAACCAAGAGAAAAGGAUGAAACACAACGUGUUAUAAAGAUGAAACUCAAAGAAAUCAUGAUGUCUGUCGAUUUAGACGAGGUCACAUCCAAGUAUAUCCGUGGACGUUUGGAAGAUCAACUUGACAUGGAUUUGGGCGAAUACAAAUCAUUUAUUGACGAAGAGAUGCUGAUUAUCCUUGGCCAGAUGGAUGCUCCUACAGAAAUUUUUGAACACGUAUAUCUUGGCUCCGAAUGGAAUGCAAGUAAUUUGGAAGAAUUACAAAGAAAUGGUGUUCGACACAUUUUAAAUGUUACCCGUGAAAUAGAUAAUUUCUUUCCUGGCAUGUUUGAUUAUUUCAAUGUCCGCGUCUACGACGAUGAGAAAACCAAUCUAUUAAAACAUUGGGACAAUACUUUCAAAUAUAUAACGCGCGCCAAAGCGGAAGGCUCAAAAGUUCUCGUCCAUUGUAAAAUGGGUGUAAGUCGCUCAGCAUCCGUUGUAAUCGCCUAUGCCAUGAAAGCAUACAAUUGGGAGUUCCAUCACGCCUUGCAGCAUGUCAAGGAACGCCGCAGUUGCAUUAAACCAAAUAAAAACUUUCUCUCACAGCUAGAAACCUAUCGAGGGAUGUUGGAUGCUAUGAAAAAUAAAGAAAAAUUACAACGUAGCAAGAGUGAGACAAAUUUAAAAAGCACAAAAGAUGCCAGACUAUUACCGGGUAGCGAACCAACACCGCUCAUUCAAGCCUUGAAUCAAUCUAAAAAAUCGGCCAAUGAAAAGCAACGCAAAUUACUUCGCCGCUCAAGUAGCACAUCACCAAAAAGCAUUCAAAGCGCCAUUGUUGUUAAACAACAAAGUCAAUCGCUUGAAAAUCUCACUCCCGAACGGAGUGUGGCCGAUGAGCCUAAGAAUGUUCGAUUUCCUGGCAGCAAUGGAGAGAAUUACAGUGUCACACAGAAUCAAGUUUUGCAUAUACAAAAGAAUACUCCCACAACAUCGGUUAAGACAAUUAUCGAUGGACUAGAAUCGAAUGACAAGAAAACAGCUGACGACAGAAAAAAUCUCAACUUACAAAUUGGUCGUUCUAUCUCAGUUGAAGGAGGAGGAGGAAGUGUAGCAAGUCGGGUAGUUGGUAAUAGUGCAGACAAUACCACCACUGACGAUAUGCAAAUAAGUUCGAAAAAUCUUGGAAGCCCAGUUUGGACAUCGUCGGCAAAACUUAUCACUCAAACGUCGAAUAUUCAAUCAUCAUCAACUCUGAACGAUGCCGGCGCAUCAUCGACCAGAGUAAUCCACCGAAACUCUGGACGUCAUCUACAUCGUCGAGAGACUGGAGACCUAUUCUCAUCGCAUGUUGACAAUGUAUUUGAGAAGGAAGAACCACGCCAGACACGCAAAACCCAUUCAUGGGCUCCCAACAGUGUCAUAAUAGAUCCUUGCAUAUCGUCGUCAAGACAAAGUUCGAAUAGCAGUGUCGAUUCCGCUGUUGUUUUAGGCUAUCCCGGCGAACGACGUGAACUUCCCUCACGUCAUUCAUCCUGGGGUUCGGGCGACAAUCGUGUAUUGCCAUCGAGAAACAGUUCGUGGGGCUCAUAUGACACCAAUCGAAAUACAUUUCAUCACUCUGCCAUUUUUGAGGGUCAAAUUCAAAAUCAACCUAACAAGACUGCCAAAAAGGACGACAUUGCAUGCAACACAGGGACGGUCAAGAGGACAAAACAAAAACUCGAGGAGUGUACAGUAUUAAAGAAACGAUGUCAGGACAAUACAAAACAGCAGCAACAGAACGCCGCCACUCCGACGACAAAUAGUACGACACAGACGCCGCCGAUGACAAUGACGACAACCAUUACCACGACCAGCGGAAGCAUUAUGCUUAAUCCACCAACAUCAUCAACAUCAGCUAAUAGAUCUUUAAGUAGUAGUAGUUGUAGUAGCAAUAGUAAGAGAAACUCGAAUUUAUUCCGUAGUCAAUCUGCCACCUCGCGACAGCGUUAUCAUCCAAAUCGUUGUAAUAGUGAAGAAAUAAUCCUAUCCGAUGAUGGUGGUGGUGGUUGUGUUGGUGUUGGUGGGGGUACUGACGGGCGCCAAGAAUUGUCUGCUUCUGCACCAGAUUCAUACACAAUGAGUAGUGACAUGGAAAGUGUUGUUUCGGAUGUCUCCAAUCGAAGUCCGACUGACGCGAAAGAUGACUCAUCCACCACCGCCGAUGAAAAGAUUUCCGGAAAUGUACAAACUUUGAAAAAAAGCUUUGAAGCAAAAGCGACUGGUACAGGACCAAUUAAGGGUCAAUCAUUACCAUCAUCGCCAGUUGCACAGCACUCUUGUGACCAUGCUACAAGUGAUCAGGACGCUAUUACCACCUCCACCACCGCUGCCGCCUCCGCCUCUGACAACCCACUUACUAGUUCUUUAGUUGUUGAAACGUUGGCGGCAAUAACAACUACAUCGUCGUCACCAAGCAGCUCAAGUCACACCACCAGCAGCACUAACGUCAUAACUAGAGAAUCCAAAGAUCGAAAUGUAAAAGGCUUAGUGAAUAAAUAUCAAUCAAGCAGAUCUCAUUCGAAUCCACACCACCAUCACCACCACCAGCAUCAGCACACACCAUCAUCAAUAACGCCAUCACCAGCAAUAUCAACAGCUCAUCAUGGUUCUGGUGGCGGUGGAGGGGGAAGCGGUGGCGGUAGUACUCUACCGUACAAAGCUCGUCCUCGUUCCUAUUACGAAAAUCGAAGUUAUUGCUCAUCAGCAACAGCAACGAUGACCGCCACCGCCACCACCAACCCGCAUCAUCAUUCUAGUUCGAUUGGUGGUGGUAGUGGUGGUGGUGGUGGAAAAGUGCACCAUGAUUACACCAACGCGCGGCCACCAGUGCCUCCAUUGACUAGAAACCAUACAACCCACACAGACACCACCACACCCACACACCACACAACCAUGACAGAAAGCAUUUUAACUCAAAACUUGAGCUGCAAUUAUCGACGAGUGCAACAACACGGCAAAACUCAUCCUCUCGCUAGACUAAGUUUACCAAAGCAACGUUUUAACGCAGCCGCUUACAAUACAAUGUGAAGCCAGAAAUAUAAUUAAUAUUUUUGUUCUAUAUUUUUUUUAUAUAUAUCUUCGCUUAUUACAAAAAUAAAUAUGAGAGAAGCUAUUAAAAAAAUGUUCAACUCCAAAAAAAGGCAAAAAACAUGAUGCUUUUUAGUUUGACAAAAAAUAAAAAUUUAAAUAUUUGUAUGACUUUCCUCUCUCUAUUAUCUCUCGCUAUUGCAGCUGCUGCCUUUUUGCAUUGCUAUCCCAUUUAUAUUUUACUCUUCACUCGCGUCGCGCAUCCUAUUUCCCACUUGCCCACCCAACUCCUAUUUUUUUUUUCUAUAAUAUAUUAUAAUAUACAUACAUAAAAAAAUAUCCCAUUAUACCCUAUGUAAAUGUAUAGCAUUGAUUUGUUUACUCUUAAUAUUAUUAUAAAAACAAAAAAUAAAACAAAACAAUUAAUUAAUUAUUAUUAUUAUAUUUUAAAUUGAACCUCUAGCGCUUACCUAAUUGUAAGAAAAUUAUAAAAAAAAAACAAACAAA